AUGUCAGCUGUUUCGGCCGGACGCAGUGCAGCCCUAGAUUCCCCCGCUAUGGGCGAUGACAUCAGACAUGCCACACGGCAGGAACUAUACACAGACCUGACCAAACGCAUCAAGUAUCUACAUGCAUUCCUCAAUUUCACCAACGGCUCUCCUGACACCCCCAUGACAGAUGACAUUGAAAUUUUAAAUCGGGGCUCAAAGUAUUUGAAGGCCGCCAUCCCCACCCUAGCGCAUCGGCUCUACGAAAAGAUGCUUCAGUUCGACUUGACCGCGCGCGCAUUACGCACGAGAAGCACCUCAUCGGAAACCCAAAUCGAAGACUUGUUCACCAUCGACAGCCCGCAUGUGCAGCGAAGGAAGAUCUUUUGGAAGUGGUAUUUGACGCGACUCUGUUCCGAUCCGUCCGAACCGGGGUACUGGGAGUACCUGGACAAAGUCGGGAAGAUGCAUACCGGCAAGGUGUUAUUACACCCGCUAAAUAUCGAAUACAUGCACAUGAAUGUCUGUCUAGGAUACGUGCAGGACCUGUUCUUCGAGACCAUCUCCUGCCACCCGGAAAUGACGAUUCAAUUCCGGCUCUCUCUCAUCCGGUCGAUGAACAAGAUGCUCUGUAUCCAAAAUGAUCUGAUCUCGCGAUAUUAUAUUCGCGACGGGCAGGAGUUCACUGACGCAGGGGUGGUGCCCGGACCGCCCAAGGUGCUGAAGAAAACAGAAGAGACGGCAGAGGGGAGAGAGGAAGUAAAAGAGAGGGAUCAAGAGUCUAUCACAGCUUCGAUUGCGGAAUCAAUCCAAUCCGACCAACACUCCAUAAGCGAUAGCUUCAGUGUGCCCGGAAGCCGAGGGAAUACUGAGCUGAGACGAGUACGGAGUCCCUCGGAGACUACCUCCACCUUGUCGACGACUUCAUCGAUCGAAAGUGUCCAGCGCACGACCAUCAUCACCGCCGCUCCCGUCUCGCCCGGGGUAGUGUCACCGUUCUCAAAUCGCAUUCCAGCGCAGGCCUUUGAGACGAAGAUCUGGUCGGGGGGAAAGAAGCCCGAUUACAGGUUGAAAAGAGCCGGAUACUAA
Molecule: messenger RNA, 1068 nt
Organism: Aspergillus tanneri
Lineage: Eukaryota; Fungi; Ascomycota; Eurotiomycetes; Eurotiales; Aspergillaceae
Product: protoglobin family protein
Exons: 4
Coding region: 1-1068 (355 amino acids)
Molecular function (GO): oxygen binding; heme binding
Source: RefSeq, a predicted model, not a curated record